This is a messenger RNA of Solanum tuberosum (potato), 1722 nucleotides long. RefSeq names its product homeobox-leucine zipper protein ANTHOCYANINLESS 2-like. The transcript has 8 exons. Gene Ontology annotation, biological process: regulation of DNA-templated transcription. Gene Ontology annotation, molecular function: DNA-binding transcription factor activity, RNA polymerase II-specific; lipid binding; DNA binding. Lineage: Eukaryota; Viridiplantae; Streptophyta; Magnoliopsida; Solanales; Solanaceae. Bases 1 to 1722 code for a protein of 573 amino acids. The record is from RefSeq and is a predicted model, not a curated record.
AUGGAAGGUCAUAGUGACAUGAAUGAGAGAAAAGAAAGUUUGAUUAAUGUUGUGAUAGGAAGACCUGGAGAGGAAGAAAUAGAGAGAAGUUUUAUCGGUGACAACAUAACUGGUGGUGCAUCUGUAGAUGAACAUGGUGAAUCAUCAUCGAAGAGGAAGAAACCCAUUAGGCAUAAUGCCGAUCAAAUUCAAGAGCUUGGAUUGUUUUUCAAAAAGAAUUCACUUCCUAACAAAAAAGUACGACUAGAACUUGCAACAAAAUUAUCCAUGGACAUCAACCAUGUGGAAAAUUGGUUCCAGAAUAAAAGAACCCAAAUGAAGUUGCAAUUGGAAUUGUACGAAAAUAAGACUCUAAAGCAAGAAAAUGACAAGCUUCACAUAGAGAAUAUUGUAAUGAUGGAAGCCCUGGAAAAUUCAAUUCGUGACAAUUGUAAAGAAAACAUUGAUGAGAAUCAAAUAAAGAUUGAGCAUGACCAAUUGGAAGAUGAAGUUAAAAGGCUUACCACCCAAGCGUACAAAUUAAGCUUAUUUAAUAAAGAUGUAGUGCAGGAUAAGAUGGUGUUAUUGAAUCUUGCUAUGGAUGCCUUGAAUGAGCUUUUUAGGUUGUAUGAGAAUGAUAAACCUCUUUGGGUAAGCAGUUUGGAUGGAGGUGGAGAAACGUUAAAUAUUAAGGAAUAUGCUCGAUUGUUUACCCCAUUAAUUGGCACGAAACUUGAGCAUUUCACAACGGAAGCCACAAGGGCAUCAGGUACAGUGGCUGACACCAGUUUGGCAUUGAGGCAGUGGGUAGAGAUGUUUCCAUGCAUUGUUGGAAAAACAUAUACUACUGAUGUGAUUUUCACUAGCAUAGGUGGAAAUAAGAGCGGUUCUCUGUUAUUGAUUAAAACCGAAUUGCAAAUCAUUUCUGACCUAGUUUCUGUUCGCGAAGUACAAUAUCUUCGCUUUUGUAAGAAACAUGCUGAAGGUGUCUGGGCUAUCAUUGAUGUGUCUGUUGACACAAUUCAAGAAGCUUCACAAGAGAGCGAAAUUGAAAAUUGUCGAAGGCUCCCAUCUGGCUGUAUUUUACAAGAUAUAUCGAAUGGUUAUUGCCAGGUUACUUGGAUUGAGCACAUGGAAUAUAAUGAAAAUCUUGUCCACGAUUGGUAUCACCCUUUGAUAAAUACUGGUUUGGGAUUUGGUGCUCAAAGAUGGAUGUCUACUUUGCAAAGACAAUAUCAGUUCUUGAAAGUGAUGAAGUCAAUUAUUGAUCCCAUAGCUUUAUUUGUGGCAGUUGAUUUAAGUGGUCAGAGAGGUAUAAGGAUGUUGGCUCAACGCAUGACGCAUAAUUUUUGUGCGGGGGGUGAUGAUUCUGGUGCUAAUCGAGUGAUCUUGCAAGAUACUUGCAUGGAUGCAACUGGAUCUCUUUUGGUUUAUGCUACAAUUGAUUCACAAGAAAUUAAUACCGUGAUGAAAGUGGGAGACUCUUCUUGUGUGACUCUCUCCUCAAAUGGAAUAACAAUAGUCCCGGAUUGUUUUCAAGAUUUUUCUACAACUAAUAACUAUAAUGUUAUUUCUGGGGAGAUGAAUAAUGGGUUCGGUGGUGGAUCGUUGGUGAUUAUCAGCUUUCAAAUGGUGGGGAACAUCUUUCCAACUACAACUCUUUCUAUGGAGUUGGUCAAAGAAGCAAAUGCACUCAUCUCACACACAAUUCAUAAGAUCAAGAGUGCUCUUAAAUGCAAGUGA